Messenger RNA from Sardina pilchardus (European sardine), 1038 nucleotides. RefSeq names its product green-sensitive opsin-3-like. Bases 1 to 1038 code for a protein of 345 amino acids. Gene Ontology annotation, cellular component: photoreceptor outer segment; plasma membrane. Gene Ontology annotation, biological process: G protein-coupled receptor signaling pathway; visual perception; cellular response to light stimulus. The record is from RefSeq and is a predicted model, not a curated record. Gene Ontology annotation, molecular function: G protein-coupled photoreceptor activity. The transcript has 5 exons. Lineage: Eukaryota; Metazoa; Chordata; Actinopteri; Clupeiformes; Clupeidae.
AUGAACGGAACAGAGGGCAGCAACUUCUACAUCCCCAUGUCCAACAGGACUGGGCUGGUCAGGAGUCCAUAUGAAUACGAGCAGUACUACCUGGCUGAUCCAUGGCAGUUCAAAAUUUUGACAGCCUAUAUGUUUUUCCUGAUCUGCACCGGUCUGCCAAUCAACGUCUUGACCCUGGUGGUGACAGCUCUGCACAAGAAACUCCGACAGCCUCUCAACUUCAUCUUGGUCAACCUGGCUGUGGCCGGAACCAUCAUGUGCUUGUUUGGAUUUACCGUCACUUUCGUCACAUCCAUCAAUGGCUACUUUGUUUUUGGACCUCUGGGCUGUGCUAUUGAGGGCUUCAUGGCUACUCUUGGAGGUCAAGUGUCUCUGUGGUCACUUGUGGUGUUGGCCAUUGAGAGGUACAUCGUUGUCUGUAAGCCCAUGGGCAGCUUUAAGUUCGGUGCCAAUCAUGCCGGCGCUGGAGUGGCAUUCACAUGGAUCAUGGCGAGCACUUGUGCUGUGCCACCACUGGUCGGCUGGUCCAGGUACAUCCCUGAGGGAAUGCAGUGCUCCUGUGGUCCUGACUAUUACACCCUGAGCCCUGAAUUCAACAACGAAUCUUAUGUCAUGUACAUGUUCAGCUGCCAUUUCUGUAUUCCUGUCACCACUAUUUUCUUCACCUAUGGAAGUCUUGUCUGCACAGUCAAAGCGGCUGCAGCUCAACAGCAGGACUCAGCCUCCACCCAGAAGGCAGAGAAGGAAGUGACACGCAUGUGCAUCUUGAUGGUUCUGGGUUUCCUCACCGCAUGGACACCCUAUGCUUCUGUCGCUGCCUGGAUUUUCUUCAACAAGGGAGCUGCUUUCAGUGCUCAGUUCAUGGCUGUCCCUGCCUUUUUCUCCAAGUCCUCAGCCUUGUUCAACCCAGUCAUCUAUGUGCUGCUCAACAAACAGUUCCGAGGCUGCAUGAUGCAGACCGUCCUUGGCAAAGUCCCAGAGGAUGAGAUGUCAGUGUCUACAAGCAAGACAGAAGUGUCCUCAGUGGGUCCUGCAUAG